Arctia plantaginis is the source of this 1458-nucleotide messenger RNA. NCBI's taxonomy places the organism in Eukaryota, Metazoa, Arthropoda, Insecta, Lepidoptera, Erebidae. The record is from the annotation of a GenBank genome assembly.
AUGACUGCUAGGGCUCAAGGAGAUCUUCGCGAUGGACUUUCGGCAGCCGAGAUCUUCGAGAAUAGGGAAGGUCUCACCUAUAACGACUUUUUGUUGCUACCCGGAUACAUAGACUUCACUGCUGAAGAGGUAGAUUUAACUUCCCCUCUCACGAAAAAAAUUAACCUGAAAUCACCUUUAGUAUCGGCUCCGAUGGACACUGUAACUGAAGCUGAUAUGGCAAUCGCCAUGGCUUUGUGCGGAGGCAUAGGUAUAAUACACCAUAACUGUACUCCUGAAUACCAGGCCAAUGAAGUUCAUAAGGUGAAGAAAUACAAACAUGGAUUCAUUAGGGAUCCAAUGUGUAUGGGUCCCAACAAUACGGUCGCUGACGUCAUCGAAGCCAAAAGGAAGAAUGGUUUUACUGGAUAUCCCAUCACAGAAAACGGAAAGUUGGGUGGACGCCUUAUUGGUAUUGUAACAUCCAGAGAUAUAGAUUUCAGAGAGGGUGAUCCACAGCUGAGCCUGAAAGAGGUUAUGACACCGAUUGAUGAUAUGAUAACAGCACAAUCUGGUGUCACUUUACAAGAUGCUAAUUACAUACUCGAGAAGAGCAAGAAAGGAAAACUGCCGAUCAUCAAUGGCGCUGGUGAACUGGUAGCACUGAUUGCAAGAACAGAUUUGAAAAAGGCACGUAGCUACCCUAAUGCAUCAAAGGAUUCUAAUAAGCAACUUCUGGUAGGAGCUGCAAUCGGUACCCGUGAAACAGACAAGGAGCGACUGAAGUUGCUGGUCAGUAAUGGUGUGGAUGUGAUAGUUCUUGACUCAUCUCAGGGCAACUCAAAAUAUCAAAUUGAUAUGAUCAAGUAUAUAAAGAAUACUUACCCUGACAUUCAAGUUAUAGGUGGCAAUGUUGUGACUAGAAUGCAAGCAAAGAAUCUUAUAGAUGCAGGGGCUGAUGCAUUGAGGGUUGGUAUGGGUAGUGGCUCUAUAUGUAUAACUCAAGAGGUAAUGGCUUGUGGGUGUCCUCAAGCAACUGCUGUGUAUCAAGUUGCAUCUUACUCACGUCAGUUCAAUGUCCCCAUUAUUGCAGAUGGUGGGAUACAAAGUGUUGGUCAUAUUGUGAAGUCUCUUGCUCUAGGUGCUUCAACAGUUAUGAUGGGUUCUUUACUCGCUGGAACGUCAGAAGCACCUGGGGAGUACUUUUUCUCUGAUGGUGUAAGGUUGAAGAAAUACAGAGGAAUGGGCAGUUUAGAAGCCAUGGAGAACAAGGAUGGCAAAGGAUCCGCAAUGAGCAGAUACUUCCACAAGGAAACUGAUAAACACAGAGUUGCACAGGGUAUAUCAAGUCCGAAUUACACUGGAUAUCAACUAGACCUCGGGUUCCUGUUGGCUGUUAAACCUAUAAUCAAUGAGCUUAAACCUCCUAAGGCUACAAGUCAAUCUUACUCAAUAGAUCAAGACAACCCGGCUGGGUAA